AUGUUUCUCAUUUCUUUAUUUCGUAUCAGGAUGGAAAUAACUAUUAAGUUGUUCAUAUGGGUUUCAUUGAGAGAGCGGAUGCGCGCGCGAGCUCCUCUGAAUCCAUGCGUCGAGGUCAUUCAGCAUAGUGUGCGCCAGGAGUAACCACAAGUGCCAUCUAAAUAGGCUGUUUCAUCAUGUCAGGUCCACCAUCAUCACCUCCGUCGGGCCAGAAACCUGCUCUGAAGUCCACUGGAACGACCAGCAGGUUUCAGGUGGAUCGCGUGGCAGAGGCGGCUGCUGCUGCUGCAGCUGCUGCAAGCGGAUCUCCAAAAACUCCACCAGCUCAGAGAUCUGGUAAAGCAGCGGAGGGGUCGGCUACUGCAAGUGGAGAGGAGGCCAAGGGUCGAUUUCGUGUCGUGAACUUUUUGGACCCGACAGGUGCUCCUGCAGAUGGGGGGUCAGAUGUGGCGUUUGAAGGCGAUACGGUGCGCAGCGAAGCCAGUCUGCACUCCUCUACAGGGGGUCUCAGCCAUUUCUCAGACACACACUCCAGUACAUAUUAUAUGCGAACCUUCGGCCAUAACACCAUCGAUGCCGUACCAAAUAUCGAUUUCUACCGGCAAACGGAGGCGCCUCUCGGAGAGAAGCUUAUUCGGCCAUCACUAUCUGAACUUCAUGAUGAACUUGAUAAAGAACUUUUUGAGGAUGGCUUAGCAAAUGCGGAGGAGACAGCGGCUGCAAAUGAGGCCACGUUAAAGGACGUGCCCGAGUCCAAAGGGGGCACAGUGAAGUUUGGGUGGAUAAAGGGUGUCCUUGUACGAUGUAUGUUGAACAUCUGGGGAGUGAUGCUCUUCAUUCGAAUGUCAUGGAUUGUUGGUCAAGCUGGCAUUGCUCUGUCAUGUGCUAUCGUUCUAAUGGCAGUUUUGGUGACUACUAUCACUGGUCUUUCUACGUCAGCAAUAGCCACCAAUGGCUUUGUGCGAGGAGGUGGGGCAUAUUACCUGAUAUCUAGGAGUUUGGGUCCAGAGUUUGGUGGAUCCAUUGGCCUCAUUUUUGCCUUCGCCAAUGCUGUUGCUGUCGCCAUGUAUGUUGUGGGUUUUGCUGAAACUGUGGUAGAACUCCUUGAUAGUGUAGACGCUCUCAUCACAGAUGAGAUAAAUGACAUCCGUAUAGUUGGCACCCUAACCAUCAUCUUACUGCUUGGCAUAUCUAUGGCAGGAAUGGAAUGGGAGGCUAAGGCCCAGAUUGUGCUGUUGAUCAUUCUUUUGGCAGCAAUUUUUAACUACUUUAUCGGUUCAUUCAUCCCCAUGGAAUCAAAAGAGCCCCAAGGAUUCUUUGGAUAUAAUGCUGCAAUUAUGAUGGAGAACAUGGGUCCAGAUUUUAGAGAUGAGGAAACAUUUUUUUCGGUUUUUGCAAUCUUCUUCCCUGCUGCAACUGGCAUAUUAGCAGGAGCUAAUAUCUCAGGGGAUCUCUUAGAUCCACAGUCUGCCAUUCCAAAAGGAACCUUACUGGCUAUUCUCAUUACUGGGAUUGUAUAUAUUGCAAUCACUGUGUCUAAUGGUUCUUGCAUUUUACGGGAUGCAACAGGUGAUGCAAAUGACACCAUGAUAGGCUCUCUUGAGAAUUGCACAGAUGCAGCUUGUACACUUGGUUAUGACUUCUCCAUUUGCAAAGAAGGGGGCUGCAAGUAUGGGCUACAGAAUGAUUUCCAGGUCAUGAGCUUGGUGUCUGUUUUUGGACCGCUAAUCACAGCUGGAAUCUUCUCUGCCACUCUCUCAUCAGCUCUUGCAUCUUUAGUCAGUGCUCCCAAAGUAUUUCAGGCUUUGUGUAAGGAUAACAUCUACCCAGGCUUACGGGUUUUUGCUAAAGGCUAUGGCAAGAACAAUGAACCCCUGCGUGGCUAUGUCCUAACUUUCAUCAUUGGUCUGGCUUUUAUACUAAUUGCUGAGCUAAAUGUCAUUGCUCCCAUCAUUUCCAACUUUUUUUUGGCCUCUUAUGCCUUGAUCAAUUUCUCUGUCUUCCAUGCAUCGUUGGCUAAUUCGCCAGGAUGGCGUCCAAGUUUUAAAUACUACAAUAAAUGGGUAUCACUGGCAGGAGCUGUGCUGUGCUGUGUGGUUAUGUUCGUGAUCAACUGGUGGGCUGCCCUCCUUACUAAUGUCAUUGUUCUGGCACUCUAUAUUUAUGUAAGCUACAAGAAACCAGAUGUAAACUGGGGCUCAUCCACACAAGCUCUUAUGUACAACCAGGCACUGUCACACUGUCUGCAUCUCACUGGUGUAGAAGAUCAUAUCAAGAACUUCAGACCUCAGUGUCUAGUAAUGAUUGGUGCCCCAAAUGCAAGACCAGCACUACUUCAUCUAGUGCAUGCUUUCACAAAAAGCAUGGGCCUAAUGAUCUGUGGCCAUGUUCGUAUGGGUUCCAGAAGACCAAACUAUAAGGAUAUUAUGAAUGACCAAGUGCGUUAUCAACGCUGGCUUCUAAAGAAAAGGAUCAAGGCUUUUUAUAAUCCAGUGUUUGCUGAGGAUCUGAGACAUGGAGCCCAAUAUUUAUUACAAGCUUCUGGUUUGGGUCGUUUAAAGCCAAACACAAUGAUACUUGGAUACAAAAACAAUUGGAAGGAUGGUGAAAUGAAAGAUGUGGAAAUAUAUAUCAACACCAUUCAUGACGCUUUUGACCUUCAGUAUGGUGUGGUCAUCUUAAGACUAAAGGAGGGUUUAGACAUUUCCCACAUCCAAGGCCAGGAUGAAUUUCUGUCUUCCACUGAGAAAGCACCUGGGAUGAAGGAAAUGUUGGUGGCUAUUAACAUAGGAAAAGAUACGGAUGAUUCAUUGAAACUAUCAUCCAGUGGUCAAAGCAGUCCACUCAUUAUCAAAGACACCAAGAGUCCUCCGGGUCAGCUUAGCAUUGCAGAUGAAAAACUCCUGGCAGCUAGUCAGCAGUUCAAAAAGAAGCAGUGCAAGGGAACCAUUGAUGUGUGGUGGCUGUUUGAUGAUGGAGGGCUGACAUUGCUGAUACCAUAUUUGUUGACUAACAAGAAAAAAUGGGCGGAUUGCAAGAUUCGUGUCUUCAUUGGUGGAAAGAUAAACAGGAUUGAUCAUGACCGCAGAGCAAUGGCAACAUUACUGAGCAAGUUCAGAAUUGACUUCUCUGACAUUACUGUUCUUGGAGACAUCAACAUAAAGCCACAGAAACACAAUAAAGAGAAAUUUAAGGAGAUGAUUGAGCCAUACAGACUGAAGGAGGAGGAUAUGGAGCAGGAGGAUGCUGAGAAGUUGAAGGCAGAGGAGCCAUGGAGGAUUACUGAUAAUGAACUAGAAUUGUACAAGUCCAAGACAAAUCGCCAAAUAAGAUUGAAUGAAUUGCUAAAGGAGCACUCAAGCACAGCAAACCUCAUUGUCAUGAGCAUGCCUCUUGCCAGGAAAGGAACAGUGUCUAGUGCUCUGUACAUGUGCUGGCAGGAAACACUGUCAAAUGGUCUUCCACCAAUUCUGCUUGUAAGAGGAAACCAUCAGAGUGUCCUAACUUUCUAUUCAUAAAAUACAGUCAUGCCUUUACCAUUUUACAAGUACAAAGAAAAGGACACCAUUACAAUCAUUAGAGCGUUGUAGUAUGGUGCACGCUGAUUAUGUCCAGUGUUGCAAAAGCUUUAUUCAUUUUUACAUAAAAAAUGUGAAGACAGUUUAACAAACCAAUAUUCUAUUUUAAAUGUUUUUCUUAUUUUUUUUGUUGGGUCACAUUUUGAAACGAUUUUUGGUAAAAGCUGAUCAGGUGCCUGUCUUGAGGCAAUAUUAGGAUCUAGACUGAAAUGAAAAAGAAAAAAAAACUAUCAUUGAAAUGUUUUGCAAUGCCACAAAUUUUAUUACACUGAAUUUACAUAAAAGAUAGAGUUUAACCAUUAUGUCUACAUACAUUUUCCAGGAUGGUAAGCAGAAUACAGCCUGCAUUCAUGCAGUGGUGGACAGAAACAAUAUAUAUAUAUAUAUAUAUAUAUAUAUAUAUAUAUAUAUAUAUAUAUAUAUAUAUAUAUAUAUAUAUACACAUUUUUAACUUAAUUACAUUGUUAAAAAAGUCUUUUUUUUGUUAAAAACAAAUCUGUUCUUUAUCUGAGGUUUAGGUUGGGAAACUUUUAUUUCACUUCAUUUGAAUGCAUAAUAACAUAAAAGUUUAGUUAAAUUAAAAAGUUAAAUUGUAACCUGUCCUGAGACCACAAGCAUAUCCAAUCAGGUGAGAAAAAACUCUUCUUGAAAAGGUAUGAUGUGCAGGAGAAUGGAAGAUUGAACUAAUUUUCAUAGAUCGGUACUUUUACAUUUAAUACUCAAGUCCAUUCAAAAGCAGAUACUUUUGAACUUUUACUCAACCUCAGUAAUGGUGUACUUCGUCCACCACUGCAUUCAUGUGAUAAUUCAUUUUAUUCUGCUGCUGCAUUAAUGGUUUUUACACAAUCCCUGAUACCAACAAUGUCAUCUAACAUUCAGCUGUCAGUUACAACAGCUUUACCGAUUUUGUACUUACAAGACAUAACAAUUAUGUACAUGAUGACUUUCCAAGAAAGAGCACUGCUAAAUGGAUAUUGUUUGUAUUUGCAACACUGAACUGAUUAAAUAAUUGUGUUUAUUUUAACAACA
Silurus meridionalis is the source of this 4607-nucleotide messenger RNA. RefSeq names its product solute carrier family 12 member 2-like. Gene Ontology annotation, biological process: potassium ion import across plasma membrane; chloride transmembrane transport; chloride ion homeostasis. Gene Ontology annotation, cellular component: membrane. The coding region runs from base 177 to 3518 and encodes 1113 amino acids. NCBI's taxonomy places the organism in Eukaryota, Metazoa, Chordata, Actinopteri, Siluriformes, Siluridae. Gene Ontology annotation, molecular function: ammonium channel activity; sodium:potassium:chloride symporter activity. The transcript has 27 exons. The record is from RefSeq and is a predicted model, not a curated record.